AUGGCCUCGGCGGCGGCGGCGGCGGGCGAAGCGGAGGAGACCACCCGGCUGCGCAAGCCGCGCUUCUCGUUCGAAGAGAACCAGAUCCUGAUUCGUGAGGUGCGCGCCCACUACCCGCAGCUCUACGGCGCGCAGAGCCGUCGGGUGAGCGUGGCCGAGCGGCGGCGCGUGUGGGACGGCAUCGCCGCCAAGAUCAACGGCAUCACCAGCUGGAAGCGCACGGGCCAGGAGGUGCAGAAGCGCUGGAACGACUUCAAGCGCCGCACCAAGGAGAAGCUGGCACGCGUGCCGCACUCCACGCAGGGCGCCGGGCCCGCCGCCGAAGACGCCUUCUCCGCGGAAGAAGAGACCAUUUUUGCCAUCCUGGGGCCCGGUGUGGCAGGGCCAGGGGCUGGUGCUGGGGCCGAGGAGCCCCCUGCGGCCGCCUCUUCGCAGCCGCCGGCCCCCAGCGCCUCCGCCCAACGCUGUGUGUUGUCCGAGGACCGCAGGGAGGAUCGACGGGCAGAUACGCUAGCCCAUGUCAAGGGGGACUCCAGCAGCCCAGAGCCCUGGGCUCAGCCCUCCUGCAAUCCUCAAGAAGGGGACAACCCACGGCCCAAGGAGUGUGAGUCCACGCCCUCUCCAGCCCUGCAGACGGUGCAGCUGCCCCGCCUGGCCUUGUCUCCACCACCCCCAGUCCCUCCACCACCACCCCCACCAUCUCUGCCGCUGGCCCAAGUGGCACCUUCGCCCCCCAGCUCCCCACUCCUUCCUCGGCCUCCGCCCACACCCUCAGCGCCAGACCCAUCCCUGGACUUCUUGCGGGCCCAGCAGGAGACUGCCAACGCCAUCCGGGAGCUGGCUGGCACUCUUCGGCAGGGACUGGCCAAGCUGAGUGAGGCCCUCAGUGCCCUGCUGCCUCUUCUGUCAGGAACUCCAGUGGACCCGCUGCCCCCACCCCCACCUCCCAGGCCUGUCUUGCCCCCACCUGCCCCCAAGGUGGAGAUCACCCCAGAGCCUGUGUCUGUGGUGGCUGCUGUCAUGGACGGGGCCGUGGUGGCAGCCCGGGGGGUGAUCAUCGCCCCCAGGAGUGAGGAAGGGGCACCCCAGCCACCCCCAGCCCCACUCCGUCCCCAUGACUCACCCCCACACAAGAGGCGAAAAGGUUUCCCUACACGGAAGAGGCGGGGCCGAUGGAAAUCUCCCUGAAAUCUGCUGUCCGUGCUCCUUCUGCCUGCACCCCCUCUCCCCAGCUUGGCGCAGUCGAGGGAGCAUUGCUUUUUGCCCAUCCCAGCUGCCCCCUGGCUCCCUGCUCCAGGGGCAUAAGCACUCCACUCCCUGUGCUAGUUAGUGCCUGAUUGGCUGGGGGGGUCUCAUGGAUGGGCUUCCCCAGCCCCUUUCUCUGAUACAGUGCUUCUGCCUGGCUGCCUCCCUUAACCCUGACUUCUAAGCCAUCAAUUUUAUGUUAUUUAUUAUUGCCCUUUGUGGGGUGGUGAGGGAACCUCUCGGGUCUCCACAUAUCUCCUUUCCUAACAAUUCCUGUUCUUGACUUUAAAAUAAUUGAUCUGUUGGGGCCUCCCCACCUCCCCAUCCCAGACUUUGGAGGGGGUGGGAGUUGCAAGACAAAUCAAAAUAUGGAUGACAAAGAGGGAUCUAUACCCUAGGGAGGGGGCAGAGUUCUGAUUGCGGAGGUAUAGGAUGGGUCCUCUGCCUCCCAUUACUGUCUCUGACCUUCAGAGCUCAAACCCCUCCUUUCUCCUCAGUGGUGACGAGAUAUCAAUAAACUUAUUUUUAAUACAAUUA
Galeopterus variegatus (Sunda flying lemur) is the source of this 1782-nucleotide messenger RNA. RefSeq names its product Myb-related transcription factor, partner of profilin (gene MYPOP). Gene Ontology annotation, molecular function: DNA-binding transcription factor activity, RNA polymerase II-specific; RNA polymerase II cis-regulatory region sequence-specific DNA binding. Gene Ontology annotation, cellular component: nucleus. NCBI's taxonomy places the organism in Eukaryota, Metazoa, Chordata, Mammalia, Dermoptera, Cynocephalidae. The transcript is spliced from 2 exons. The record is from RefSeq and is a predicted model, not a curated record. Gene Ontology annotation, biological process: regulation of transcription by RNA polymerase II. Bases 1 to 1188 code for a protein of 395 amino acids.